This is a messenger RNA of Impatiens glandulifera, 1444 nucleotides long. RefSeq names its product delta-1-pyrroline-5-carboxylate synthase 1-like. Gene Ontology annotation, cellular component: cytoplasm. Gene Ontology annotation, molecular function: glutamate-5-semialdehyde dehydrogenase (NADP+) activity; kinase activity; ATP binding. Bases 1 to 1371 code for a protein of 456 amino acids. Lineage: Eukaryota; Viridiplantae; Streptophyta; Magnoliopsida; Ericales; Balsaminaceae. The record is from RefSeq and is a predicted model, not a curated record. The transcript has 8 exons.
AUGGAUCCAUCUCGUAGCUUCCUCAGUAACAUUAAACGUGUGGUGAUUAAGGUGGGUACGGCUGUAGUAACAAGAGACGAUGGUCGAUUAGCCAUUGGUAGAGUUGGUGGUAUUUUUGAGCAGAUUGAAGAACUGAACACACAAGGACUUGAAAUCAUUUUGGUCUCAUCUGGUGCUGUUGGAGCUGGUCGUCAAAGGCUUAGAUAUAGAAGAUUGAUCAAUAGCAGUUUCGCCGACCUUCAAAAACCGCAGCUUGAGUUAGAUGGGAAGGCAUGCGCGGCUGUUGGACAGAACGGGCUUAUGGCGGUUUAUGACAAUUUAUUGAGCCAGUUGGAUAUUACAUCUUCACAGCUUUUAGUGACUGAUAAUGACUUUAAGAAUCCAGACUUCAGGGAGCAGUUAUCUGAAACAGUAAACACAUUGCUAGCGUUAAGAAGCAUUCCUAUAUUCAACGAAAACGAUGCUAUAAGUACAAGGAGAGCUCCUUAUUCGGAUAAUAAUUUAAUACAGGAUUCACAUGGUAUAUUCUGGGACAAUGAUAGUUUGGCUGGACUAUUAGCAAUUGAAUUGAAAGCUGACUUACUUGUUCUGUUAACGGAUGUGGAUGGCCUUUAUAGCGGUCCACCUAAUGAUCCUACGUCGAAGCUGAUUCAUACAUACAUAAAAGAGAAGCAUCAAAUUGCGUUUGGUGAUAAAUCGAGAGUUGGAAGAGGAGGCAUGCAUGCAAAAUUGAAGGCUGCUAUUAGUACUGCUUAUGCAGGCACUCCUGUUAUUAUUGCUAGUGGAUUUGCUCCACAGAAUAUCAUUCGGGUGAUAAAUGGGGAACGUAUUGGUACUCUUUUUCAUCAAGAUGCAGAUUUGUUUGUUCAUGAUGUUAAUGCUCGCGAGAUGGCGGUUGCAGCUCGUGAAUGUUCUAGAAAGCUUCAGAGUCGAACUUCGGAUGAGAGGAGGGGAAUUUUGAUUGCAGUGGCAGAUGCCUUGGAGGCAAAUGAAGAGUUAAUUAUUGCUGAGAAUCAAGUGGAUGUUGAGGAGGCUGAGGCAUGCGGUUAUGACAGGUCGUUGAUAUCACGUUUGGUGAUGAAACCUGGGAAGGCAAGUAUUUUUUUUUUUUUGAAAACUGCUGCAUUGUUCCUUUAUUUAGAAGAAGCAGAUUCUCAUUAUUAUUAUUGUAUGCAGAUAUCUUCACUUGCGAAAUCCAUUCGUUUGCUUGCUGACAUGGAAGAGCCAAUUGGUUGUGUAUUGAAGAAAACAGAGCUUGCAGAUGGGCUUGUCUUAGAGAAGAAAGCAUGUCCUUUGGGAGUACUACUCGUGAUCUUUGAGUCUCGCCCAGAUGCGUUAGUCCAGGUGAAGACAGCAAACCUGAGUGACUGAUUCCCAAAUUUAUGCAUCUAUUUAACUUAAUUUCUCAAAUUUUUGGAUUCAAAACAAUUGGACAGAUUGCAUC